UGGUUUGUUAGCCAACUUUUAGAGCAUCAAGCGCUAACAUAGGAUCUGGGCUUCUAUGGGACUUCUGAAUUCUUUGACCACGGUCGUAUACGAAGCGACUGUUCGAUUCGUGUAAAUUCUUAAGUGAGGUUAGGUGUGGCGCGUCUUUGAUAGUGUAUUCCAAAUUUAGACAAAUGGAAACGUGAAAGUAGAAGUGUGGGCGGUUAAUACAAGUCAAGAGAUAUGAUGAGAGGAGGGCAAUGAAAGUGAAGCUGAAGAUAACGAAAAAGUGUGUAGGUUCCUCUAAGGAACUUAUUAAUUAAAGAUAAUGCAUCUGACUAGUGCAAUAUUAUUGUUUGUCAUUUCAUUGACAUCAGCAGGGGAUUACUAUGAACUCUUGGGGGUUCAGAAAACCGCUGAUCAGCGAGAAAUUAGAAAAGCUUUUAAAAAGCUUGCAGUUUCACAGCAUCCAGAUAAAAAUAAGGAAGAUCCAAAAGCACAUGAAACGUUUAUUAAACUGACCACUGCAUAUGAAGUUUUAAAAGAUCCUGAAUUAAGGAAAAAGUAUGAUCUUUAUGGUGAAGAAGGUCUUGAUGGAUCAAAUAAGCAACGAACUUAUCAAUCAUGGACUUAUUAUCAAUAUAAUUUUGGUAUUUAUGAUGAUGAUCCAGAGAUAGUGACACUCAAUAAAAAUGAUUACUAUGACAACGUUUUAAACUCUGAUAAAAUGUGGCUAGUGAACUUUUAUUCACCCAUGUGCAGUCAUUGUCAUCAUUUGGCACCAGUAUGGAGGAGUGUUGCCAAAGACCUUGAUGGGGUUAUACGCAUUGGAGCUGUCAAUUGUGAAGAUGAUUGGCAGCUUUGUCAUCAGCUUGGCAUUCAGGCAUAUCCCACCUUGCUCUAUUACCCAAAGAAUGCAAGACAAGGUGAUAAGUAUAGAGGAGAACGAACAAGGGAAGCUUUUGUACGUUUUGUACUAGAUAGAGUUGAUGCUAAAAUUCGAGAAAUAAGUAAAUCCGUAUGGAUCCUAUUGUUAAAAGGUGAUGACGUUCCUGAGCCUACAAAACGUCCAACAUUGAUCUUCGUUUGUGGAAAAGAUAACAAUUGUUUUGAACCUGAUGAACACCUUAAAGUCGCCGCUAUGUUCGAUAAAAUGGUAAAUGUCCGGAUAUUUAAUUGUGAGGAUAAGUGCUCAAGUUAUGCACUUCCUCAUAAUACCCAUGCUGUGUAUCUACCAGCUCGCAAUAAGGAGUCUUCGUCACCUGAGUUUUUCUAUGAUAUAGACGAUGUAGACCAAUUGAUUCAAAAAGUUCUGGAACAAUUGCCAGAACCACAAGAUCUUAGUGCUGAUGAAUUCAAGAGUAUUAAACGACAUCUUAGAUCAGGAUCUGAUGCUGGUUGGCUUAUAUGUUUCUAUAUGGGGCAUGAAACGAUACUAGAUUUACAAUUAAAAAGAUUACCUAGCAUUGUUCAUGAUAUCAACUUGGGUAAAAUACACUGUGGCAAAUAUCCAGACAUAUGCAAUGAUCUAAAUGUGAAUCGUUACCCUCAGUGGGGGGUUCUUAAGCCUGGAGGAGCUUUUGAAUUAACCCAUGGCAAGAGCACAAUGAAUCAUCUUGCCAAAUUUGCAGAAGAAAGUAUAAGGGCAAAGAAUGUCUGGGCUUUGUCAGCUGAAAAAAUUCUUUCCAUCAUGCAAAGAACAGAUAGUACUAGAGUGUGGUUUCUGGAUUGGUAUGCACCAUGGUGUCCACCUUGCGUACAAUUUUUACCCGAAGUACGCAAAGCAUCUCUACAUUUUGAUACUCCCGUGGUUCAUUUUGGGAUCAUAGAUUGCACAGUACAUGCAUCUAUUUGUCGACAGUAUAAUAUACGUUCCUACCCUACAGCGAUGUUAAUUAAUGGCAGUAAUACGUAUCAAUUUACUUUAGAUAAAACGGCUGCUAGCAUCGUUCAUUUUAUCAAUGAAGCAAUGAAUCCAUCAGUCAUUAGGUUAACUUCGAAGAAUUUCGAACAACGAAUAAUCAAGAAAAGAGCAAGAUUAAUUUGGGCAGUCGAUUAUUUCGCCCCAUGGUGUACACCAUGUCAACAAUUAGCUCCCAUCUGGACUUCUGUUGCAAAGGCAUUUAAUUCAUUGCCCUUUGUAAAAAUCGCUAAUGUGGAUUGUGAAGUGGAAGCUCAGUUGUGCGGAUCUCAGCGAGUUCGCAGUUAUCCCACUAUAAGACUGUAUCCUUUAGGAGGCGAUGGAUAUCAAUCACCAGCAGUGUACGAUGGUCCUAGAGAUGUGUUAUCCAUUAAAAAAUGGAUUACAGACUUCUUUCCAGUGACAGUACAAGAGUUAAAUGCAAUAACUUUGGAAGAGGAUGCCCUGAUAAGUAAGGAUAUAUGGUUGGUGGAUUAUUUUGCACCUUGGUGCAGUCACUGCCACAGCUUGGAACCCGAAUUUGCAAUUGCUGCACAACUGCUGGAUGGAGAAGUUCGUCUUGGUCGGAUAAAUUGCGAUAACUUUAGGUCACAAUGUGUCAAAGCUGGCGUUCGAGCAUACCCAACAUUAAUUCUUUAUGGUUUACGUCACAAAAAUCAGUACGAUAUCUAUAAAGGUGUUCAAGUGCAAGCGACAACAGGCGAAGAAAUAAAAGAGAACGUCCUUAAGUUAAUAAGCUCUAUUGGCAAAAAAGCGCAUGAUGAACUCUAACGGAACAGGAACGUAUGGUGAUGAAUUUCACAUUCAAAAUUACUGGGGUUAUCAAAUACUAAUUUUGGUGAAUUGUACUAAAACACGUCUUAUUUGUUUAAUAAUAUCGUAAGGAAUUCAAAGUAUUAUGGGCAGUGAAUUUAUAAUGUAAAUUUAUGGGAAAUAUCUCCAUUCUUCCAAUUUUAAUAGAAGGAAUCAUUAGAGAACUAAUGAAACAGUAUACCGGCUUUAACACUGGUUACUUAUCAUGUGAUAUUAAAUUCCAUUACAACUAUGCACAUUAACUCGUAUGCAGUAAACAUUGUAUCGACUUAGAUGUGUAGAACUAAUUGUAUAAAGAAAUCGAUUUUUACUAAAAUCAGUUUGAAAUGAUGUUGCUAUGGUUUCAAAACACCACGGUAUCAUUGAUAUUGGUAAUUUGUUUUUAUUGUAAUACAUGUCAAGAAUUGUAAUUCAAGGAAUAUUUUGAGUAUCUUUCAUUUUAUAAGAAAUGAACAAUUGUAUAAAGAGGCAAUACGGAUUUAACAAGAAAUUAAAAACUGAUUUAAGUAAUAUAUCGAUUUAUAUGUAGGAGCCAAUUAACUUGAUUUCUUUUUUAUUCAUUUUUCUCAAAUCGUGAUAUUAUAGGACUUCCAAGUGACUUGGAAGUAACUUAGAAAUUUGCAUGUCGAGGUAUCAACGUGUAUGUAUAGUUACACUUAGCAACUGAUAGGACUUUCGUACAACGCUUUACUAUUCAAUCUAAUAGUUUAUCACAGAUGAAAUUACACAUGAGAUUCCUUGGAAAAAUACUUCCAUAAAUGAAAUAUUUUUAAAACAAAUGACAUCAUUUGUUUUUUUAGUGAAUACUGGUGUGGUUUAAUUUUGCAAAUGCUGAUCGACAAUGAGCUUAUCAUUGUAUAUUGUGUAGAUUAUGAAGAUGAAAUAGGUACUUUAUAUUCCAAUGUAGAUCCUAUAGGGUAACAAUGUUAGGUAUAUCAUUCUGCAGCAUUCAAUGCAAUAAAUAACUCGUAAUGAACAA
This is a messenger RNA of Orussus abietinus, 3692 nucleotides long. Its product is annotated as dnaJ homolog subfamily C member 10. The record is from RefSeq and is a predicted model, not a curated record. Bases 308 to 2671 code for a protein of 787 amino acids. NCBI's taxonomy places the organism in Eukaryota, Metazoa, Arthropoda, Insecta, Hymenoptera, Orussidae. The transcript has 13 exons.